Messenger RNA from Canis lupus familiaris (dog), 570 nucleotides. RefSeq names its product crystallin, gamma D (gene CRYGD). The transcript is spliced from 3 exons. The coding region runs from base 5 to 529 and encodes 174 amino acids. NCBI's taxonomy places the organism in Eukaryota, Metazoa, Chordata, Mammalia, Carnivora, Canidae. The record is from RefSeq and is marked validated. Gene Ontology annotation, biological process: visual perception; lens development in camera-type eye. Gene Ontology annotation, molecular function: structural constituent of eye lens.
AGCCAUGGGGAAGAUCACCUUCUACGAGGACCGGGGCUUCCAGGGCCACCACUAUGAGUGCAGCAGUGACCACUCCAACCUGCAGCCCUACUUCAGCCGCUGCAACUCGGUGCGGGUGGACAGCGGCUGCUGGAUGCUCUACGAGCAGCCCAACUACACUGGGGGCCAGUACUUCCUGCGGUGCGGGGACUACCCCGACUACCAGCAGUGGCUGGGCCUCAGUGACUCGGUCCGCUCCUGUCGUCUCAUCCCCCAUGCUGGCGCUCACAGGAUCAGACUCUAUGAGAGGGAAGAUUAUAGAGGCCAGAUGAUGGAGUUCACCGAGGACUGCUCCUCUCUUCAGGACCGCUUCCACUUCAAUGAGAUUUACUCCCUGCAUGUGCUGGAGGGUUCUUGGGUCCUCUAUGAGCUGCCCAACUACCGGGGGCGGCAAUACCUGCUGAGGCCAGGGGACUACAGGCGCUACCAUGACUGGGGAGGCACAAGUGCCCGGGUGGGCUCUUUGAGGAGAGUCAUGGAUUACUACUGAAAUAGGUUCUUCAUCAUUUCUCAAUCUGGAAACUAAUAAAA